GGUGCAAGUGAAAGAAAUUCGGUUUAUCAGUGAAAAUCUUACAACGCUUGAACUAUUACAGCUACUUAACAAGCACGUAUCGGCACUGGCACCUGUUGAGGAAAUCACGUCGAAGCUAGCUACUAAAGCUGAAAAACAAAAACUAGCUGCAGGUGGCAAGAAAGGCUCCAAAAGGAAGUAAUUGCAUUUGAUAAAAUUUACAAAAUGGUGAAAAAACACAAGGGCACAUUAGCUGUGAUUGAGCAGAUAUACCAGGAUAUACCAGCUUUUACGGAUAUUUUCACCGAAGAGUCGUUUUACAUGUUCGCCUUUUGUUUUGUUUGUGCUACUAUUUUGGUAGCCUUCAUAUUAUCCAGGUUCAUUACUCUAAAACCAGUUGAAAUAUAAAAUAGUACAUAUAUAUAAAUUUCUUAAGUAAAAGUAUUUUUUAUGUAAUAUGGAAAUCGUCUUUUUUGGUAGAAAUCAGACAGAAAUAAUGAGAUGUUAGAAAGUUCUUCAUAGCGUCUGCUAUCCAGUGGAUUUUUUUUGUCCCUAACAAUGUUGCUGCAUAAAUAAAUAAAUAAAAUACUGGG
This is a messenger RNA of Rhagoletis zephyria (snowberry fruit fly), 572 nucleotides long. RefSeq lists its product as uncharacterized. The record is from RefSeq and is a predicted model, not a curated record. Lineage: Eukaryota; Metazoa; Arthropoda; Insecta; Diptera; Tephritidae.